Molecule: messenger RNA, 2571 nt
Organism: Pyrenophora tritici-repentis Pt-1C-BFP
Lineage: Eukaryota; Fungi; Ascomycota; Dothideomycetes; Pleosporales; Pleosporaceae
Product: Arp, Ankyrin repeat protein
Cellular component (GO): SBF transcription complex; MBF transcription complex
Molecular function (GO): protein binding; DNA binding; transcription coactivator activity
Source: RefSeq, a predicted model, not a curated record
AUGUACGCCAAUUCGCCCCAUGGCCAUGGACUCAUGGCCGCGCCCGCAGCCUUGAACCGCUCCUUUUCUGAUAUGAAUGGAUACCAGCAACAUGCCAUGGAAAAACCUCAGAUAUACACGGCUGUUUACUCGGGCGUAUCCGUCUACGAAAUGGAAGUCAACCGCGUGGCCGUCAUGCGCCGACGCUCUGACGGCUGGCUCAACGCUACCCAGAUCCUAAAGGUUGCCGGCGUCGACAAGGGGAAGAGGACAAAGGUGCUGGAGAAGGAGAUUCUGACUGGCGAGCACGAGAAGGUCCAGGGCGGUUACGGCAAGUAUCAGGGCACAUGGAUCAACUACCGCCGGGGACGUGAAUUCUGUCGCCAAUAUGGCGUCGAGGACGUACUGCGUCCGCUCUUGGACUACGAUAUCAGUCUUGACGGCAACCAAGGCCAGGGACAAGCCAUGGAAACACCGACCAAGGAGCAGGCCAUGGCUGCAAACCGCAAGCGCUUCUACACCCAGAGCAUGGACGGUCGCAGCACUAGCCAGGCCGUGACUGGCACCUUCUUCAGCAAUAUCUCCUCGACAGCCACCAGCGCGCUUGCAGCCAUGAACAAGGUCGCCAGGCUUAAUUCGCCCGCGCCUCGUCCAGCAUCAUCAUCGCAGGGUCGGAGGAGCAUGGCGCGACCAUCACACGCCCCACUCGCCAGCCAGGAAUCCUUCCGCACCAGCAGCCAACAGAGCAUCGCAUCGGAGCGCAGCUUCAGUUUCAGCGGACAGAAUGCCCAUACUGACUCGGCUUACGGCACGGCCCUGGAAGACGCGCUUGAGCCACCGAGAAAACGUAUGCGAGCUUCACAAGAAGAUAACAACUACUCGCAACCCAAUGGCGCAAACGUAUCCAUGGCCGACUUGCCCUCACCAACCGAGCCGAAUGAGAGCUUCUACCAACAUCAAUCCGGAAAUCGCAUUGCCCUCCCUGAUGGCGACGUCCCGUCCGCCCUGCCGCCGCUACCACAUCCAGACACCAAGCAUAACGAGGAGAAGCAAGCAAUGCUGACCGACUUGUUCGCCGAUCAGACUAGGACUGACUUUACCAAUCACCCAGCUAUACUCCAUCUCUCUGGCGCCGAUCUUGACAUGCCCAUUGAUAACACAUCCAACACAGCGCUGCACUGGGCUGCCACUCUCGCUCGUGUAUCUUUGAUGCGCCUACUGGUAUCCAAAGGCGCCAACAUGUUCAGAGGGAAUGCGUCUGGCCAAACGCCACUAAUGAGCGCCGUGUCCGUCAACAACAGCCUGGAUCACAGCUGCUUCCCAGAAACACUGGAGAUUCUAGCGCCGCUGAUCGAACUGCGCGACACCCAAGGACGUACCAUAUUACACCACAUUGCGGUGACGUGUGCCAUAAAAGGGCGCGCAGCCUCCAGCAAGUAUUACCUCGAAGCGCUACUGGAAUACCUUGUUCGAAGCAAUAUCGUCGCCAGCCAGAUGCCCUCUUUCCACGACAACACAAACUACCCAAAACCAAUCGGGCUCAUGAGAUUCAUGCAAGAAAUGGUCAAUGCGCGCGACAAGCAUGGCAACACAGCGUUGAAUUUGGCUGCACGGAUAGGGAACCGCAACAUCAUUUCCCAGCUCAUGGAAGUCCAGGCCGACCCAACAAUACCCAACUACAAGGGCACUAGGCCAGUUGAUUUCGGCGUGGGCAGUGAUUUGGCCGACGGCGAAGCUAUCAUGGCAGCAGGCGGCAGUCCUAACAAAGGUAAGGCACCGUUGAGCAAAGUAGAAGAGACUAGCAGAGAGAUAGCGCCCCUAAUUAAUGGCAUUCUGCAGUCCGCUUCGAUGCAAUUUACGCAAGAAGCACGACUAAAACAGGACGCAAUUGAUCACACAAACGAACUCAUCACACAAUUAUCCAGCCAGCAGAAGCAAGAACAGCAACGAUUAGAGUCACUACGCGCACGGUUGCACCUACGCCAAGACUGCGCCAAGCGCAUCUCGAAUCUCAAGCGCUGGCUUGAGCCGCAACGGCAUAUGCUCUCUGUGAAUGCCGGGGCAAUCGACUUGCACGACAAGAAGCGAAUUGGCUAUGCUGAUGCAGAAGGUGCAGGUUUGCUCAUUCAGGAAGACGACUUGCCGUAUGAGCUUCGACAAGCGGGUGACCACCUCGAUCGACGGGCUUCGGAUGGUGCUGCCUACCUAUCAACACAGAUACCACUGGACCCGUCUACGUUGAAUCGUGUAUCGUAUCAACCGCAAUACGAAGAAUUCGCCGUCAAAGUCCUACCGUCCACUUCUGUUCUCCGACAACGCCUUGAGACGUACACGACUACCAACGCUGCGCUUUUGAAGCGUAGUAGGAUGUUGAAAGAAAAGGAUGGGCAACUAGAGAUGAUGUACCGCAAAGUGGUCAGUCUCUGUACCAAGGUCGAAGAGAGCAGAAUAGAAGAGUGUCUGGAAGGGCUGGUAGCUGCCCUGGAUAGCGAAGAGGGAGAGGGAGUUGAAGUGGGCCGUGUCAGGGAUUUCCUGAAGAAGGUCGAGGGCGUAGAAUAGGAGUGGGAACUGCAUCCAACUAUGAGUCAUGUA